Belonocnema kinseyi is the source of this 2882-nucleotide messenger RNA. RefSeq names its product protein stoned-A. The record is from RefSeq and is a predicted model, not a curated record. The transcript is spliced from 2 exons. The coding region runs from base 275 to 2860 and encodes 861 amino acids. NCBI's taxonomy places the organism in Eukaryota, Metazoa, Arthropoda, Insecta, Hymenoptera, Cynipidae.
CAAGUCCUUUGCGGUUAUUCCGACACCGUGUAUUGACGAAUUAAAAGUCCUUUACUUUGUAAAUAUAAAAUAUAUUGCAGAAUCGAGUGGCAAUUAUAGUAAUCAGUCCUCACAGAUGCGUGAAGCUUCGAGUGUUAUUAAUUGAAAUUACGUCUUUAGGAUAUUCUUUUUUACGGUGUCGAAAUCGGCGGUAUGUCGCGAAAAAAAUGUUUCGAAAUCCAAUGUGGCUCGUGAGGCUAAAAUUAAGCCACCAAACCACGGUAGCUACUAGAGGAUGCACAAAUUAGCCAAGGGUCUCAAGAAGAAGAAAAAGCAGAAGAAGGGAAAGAAAGGUACAGAAGAAGAGGAGUUUGAACCGGAAGAGCUAGAACGCUAUAGACGUGACCGGGCGGAGGCCCAGCUAAAAUUAUCAGAGGAAAAAUCUGAAACAGGUACUGGCUCUUGCACUUCGGACGAGUGGAAGAAGUUUGAAGCCUUAACAGCCGGAGUUGACUCCAUUCUUAAGAAAUCUCAAGGUGAUCUUGAUCGCAUAAAGACAACUUCAUUUUUUCAACGGAAAGUUCUUAUUGAAGAGAAACAAUUUGCAUCCAAACAUACAGCAGGACAAAAUAAACAUCAUUCCAAAAAUUGGCUUGGUUUUCAUAAGGCUGGAAGUUCAAUUGCAGAAAAUGAAAAAGACGAAGUAGCGGAUAGAGAGUUUGCUGUGAAUGAAGGCGGUUUUGUCAAUGUCUCAGAUUAUGAUCAGGAAUUGAAUUAUUCUUCAGAGGAUGAUAUUUUUGACACAACUUACAUUGAUGUACUACAGAGCACAGAUGUUAAAUUAGCACACAUACCGGAUAGUCCUACUAAGGAGGAACAGGAUAAUGAUCCAUUCGAUACAUCUAGUGCAGAAAGGGUUCUGAAAACUGUGGAUAGGAAAGGAAAAAAACUAGUCAGUCUUGGAAAUGCAGUUGAAGUUCUAGCUGGAAGAAUCGAUCACGUUAGUACUUGUAAACUUCAAACGACUGAGAAAAGAAAAAAUCAAAACCUUCUGCUUGAUGAUGACAUCAUACUGAAUGUUAGUGGAAUCGGAAGUAAUGUCACAAAUCUAUUAGACACAAACAGAACCCUUCUGGAUGAUGACUCAGACUUUUUUAAAAUAAAAGAAGGUAUAAAUAACUUUGCAUCAUUUUCAUCAGUCGCUUCUUCUUUCGUCGAUCAAGUUGUCGAGACAAGCAAAGUAAGGUCAGAUAUUCGAUUAGAUGUUUCAGAAUUUGAAACUCUGAAGGAGAGUACAGUUCUUCAAGAGAUUCCAAAUUUCGAUGACAGUGAAUUUAAUUUAAAUACACCAUCUGACGAGAAAAUAAUUGUAGCGGAAACUCAGGAUCCAUUCAGUGCUAAAGAACUUUUAUCUACUGAAUUUCAAAACGCAGUUGUGGAAGCUAGUUUCGAAGUAGCAACAUUUGCCAAUGAGAAAGAUCCAUUUGAUACUACUUUUGCUGAUAACAUAUUUCCUAGCAAAGUAGAAUUAAAAUUCAUUGAAAGGGAAUUAGAGGAACUUCCUAUAACAGCAGUAUCGAUAUCUUUGACAGAUCCUGCUGGUCUUAACAGGGAUUAUGAAACUGGAUUAUUAAAACAGGAAGGAACUACAACUUCUAUUAUCUCGUUAGGCUCAUCAAAAAGAGACUUUCUAGGUAGUUCAGCAAUAGAUUUGAGUCGUCUAGCUGAUCAACCUAUACUACCUGCUGAGGAAAUAACUUACGUUGAUCCAUUUGAUACAUCCAGCGUGCAAGAAUUCGUACCAGGCAAGACAGAACUUAAGUUUUUAGAACAAGAACUACUGGAAAGUAGUUUCGAUAAUUGUGAACCUCUCGAAGAUAAGUACUUCGAUUUAAGAAACGAUGAAAAGCCAAAAAAUGUGGUGACGCUUGAAAUCCAACGUUUUGUACAGGAUUUUCAAAUAAUCACUGGUAAGGAAAGGGAAAUAAAUCAAGUUGAAGAAAACCCUAAAGAUUUCAUUUACACUCGCAAGACUUCUAAACCAGAUAUUCUGAAAAUAACUCCAUGUAAGGUGGUUGCUUUUGAAUUGCCUAAACUAUUAAAGCAACCAGACCUGUUUGCAACAAAUAAAGAAGAAAACGCAAUAUCCCCAAAGCCUCUAACGCCUUAUUUUCGCCAGCUUUCUUUGGAGGAGAGUGCUGCUCUUAAAAGUGACCCCCAUCAAGUACUUGAUCCAUUUGAUACAAGUUUUGUUUCUGAGGUUACACCCAGCAAAACUGAAUUAAAACUAAUCGAAUCUGAGCUUUUGAAAACAGAAAUAUUUAAACCAAAAGCUGCUGUAAUUAGUAAUCAAAAUUCGCUGGAAAAAAAACAGGCAUCUAGAGAAUAUAUGAGAAAGGAAACAAACAAAGAUAAACUAAUAUUAAAAAAACCAGAGAGCAUUCUUGACAGUGCAAUUAAGGUUGAUAUAGAACCUUUAACGCCCAGGGUCCAGAAUCAGUUGACCGAUAAAGUGGAGAUACUGUAUUCUGAUCCUUUUGACACAUCAAGCGCUAGUAACAUUUUACCAGGUAAAGCUGAACUAAAAAUUUUAGAAAACGAACUCAGUCAAGUCCCAGAUCAAGUGCAAUUUCAUAUAAUUCCAAUUAAUCUCAUACAAGUACCAGUUUCUUGCGAAAUCAAAGCAAACGAACUUAAUUCACAUAUUCAUGAAGGAGAUGAAUCCAAGGCCUUCCUCUGUUUAGAUGGAAAGGAUCCUGGUAAUAAAACAUUAACACCUGUGCAGGAUAAGACAUUCUUAACAGAAGAAAUAGAUCCAUUUAAUGGUAGCUUUAAUACAGUUGGACUUGGAAAAUCAGAACUAAAAUUAUUAGAAUCAUAAUUUAUAAAUAAACUGUACCAUU